CAAACACAAAUAGAAUCAAUCCAAAUAUUGUCGGCCACAUCGUAAUGAAAUUAUCAGUGUAAUUAUAAUCAAUACAUAAAAUUAAUAAAACAAAAUGCCGAAGACUAAAAGGAAAUCCGUUGAAGCCGUGAAUAAGCCGUCGAAAUCAGAUGUGUCAACUUCGUCGGAACAAAAUGUCCGUAUUAUGAAGAAUGUCGAUUCAGGAGACGGACCUUCAAGAAAACCGGCAAGAAGUCGGCGUAAUUUGGAGCGGGUACAGAUGUUGGCCCGCCCUACCGCCAGGCGUCUACGUUCGUUGUGGGACGAGAAAUGUGCAGUCCUGCCUCCUAGCAGAAGAGACAAGAUAAAGAGUGCGCUGGAAGAAGAUUACUUCUUAAGUCCCGAGCAAACUGAACAAUAUUUUCAAGCACUAAACGAAUCGUCGAAGAAAUGGUCGGGUCCGGGUGGAAUGGUUAGUCGGAAGGAACAAGCGGAUAAAAUGAAGGAAUUACGACAGCGACAGAAAUGGCUCGUAAACUUUAGCGCUCAGGUGGCGUUCCGCCUCUGUGAUUACAUAGCGAAGGGGCAGAAAGAGAUUCUUGUUUCAAACAGAUUAAGAAGUAUCGCCGAUGUAGUCCUGGAGAGAGUUGCCGAGAUACUGGGAGAGCCGAAGCCGACACGAACGGACCCGGGUCGCCUCGCCCGGUUUAUGGUGGCGAUAUCCGACCGUAUCGCUGUUUGGAUUGAGAACGCCGUCUACCGCGCCGAUGCCCUCGAGCCCCGGGAGUCGGGCAGUGAUGAGCACAUGCGACUCGACACUGAGAAACCGCUCAUAUGCUAACAGGUAUUCUUUGCCCUCUGCUGCAUGGCUCUCGCCUCAGCUGCUCCUCAGUUCAUCACUGCCUUCCCCGGCUACUUUGGCACAGGACCAAGGACUGUGGUCGCUGGUCCGACUGUCGUGAACGAUGCUUGGGGCGGGCGCUUCGUCGCUCCU
This is a messenger RNA of Leptidea sinapis, 973 nucleotides long. RefSeq lists its product as uncharacterized. Bases 95 to 820 code for a protein of 241 amino acids. The record is from RefSeq and is a predicted model, not a curated record. NCBI's taxonomy places the organism in Eukaryota, Metazoa, Arthropoda, Insecta, Lepidoptera, Pieridae. The transcript has 7 exons.